UUUUUAUCAGUCUUAUAUAUCUACGUGCUCAUUUGUUGUAAGACCCUUCAGUUACACCAUCGACCGACGACCGACGCGACGCGUGACAAGACAAUAACGUCUCCUCUCCCAGACGCGAUUCCAAAACUAAAAUUUCCAAUUUUCUCCGUAAUCACACUUUAAAAAGACGUCACAGUGCUGCUUCGCAUAUCAAAGCCCUAAAAAUAGAACAAAAUCAACCCAAAAAAAAAAAAACUUUUUCUUAUCAAACUUACGCGUAUCUGGAAUUCCAAUAAAAAACAACAACAACACCAACAGCAACGCCACGCCAAUCCAACGACGCUGAAGAUUUCGCCGACGACGAAGAAGAAGAACGAAGUCUUUGGGUAAAGUUGACAAACACCGUCGCAAGUCGUCGUUUGCAGAAGGAAUUUUACCCGCACAAAAAGGCGCACAGUUCAAAAUAAAAUUGAUUUAAGCGGAUUUAGCUGAAGUUGACUUCCUCUUAAAGCUGCACUCUUCUUCGUCUUCAGUCCUCGCCAAGGAUAAAAUAUAUAGUAAAUUGUAUGUACGAGUAGAGCAGGGUUUUGUACCCUUUUUUUGUUCCCACUACCCAAAGGACAAGGUUCUUGAAGGCAAAUACCACUCUAUCAGCCCAGAUAACAAACGAAAAAAGUCUUAAGCAAAAUCCAAAGAGGUACAAAAUCAAAAAAAAAAAAAAUUAAGUGAAGUAUUCAAGGAUACCCUCGAAGGAUAUCAAAUAAGAAGGGAACGGAUUUUCUCGUUCGCUGGCAACUAUAUUGACAGCAAAGACUUUGUCAGUGUCAAGAGUGUCUUUCGUCUCUCUCGUCUUAUUUUGCAUUUUGCUGUUUGUGCGCCUUAUUUAGUUCCUCGUUCACCUGGAAUCUAUUAUCCUCUUAGAGAAAAAAUAGACGAAGGCAAGGGAAAACAUUAAGUGCCCCGGAAUUCAAGUGGCGGAAUAUACACGUCGCUGUGUCUAUCUUUUUUUUUUUUAUUUUUUUUAAUACAACGACGAAGACGAAUAUAACCUCUUGAGAUAACCCGGUUUGAGAAUUUCUAAUGACAUAAGUGCAAUCUUGAGGAUAUAUCUAUCUAUACGUAUAGAAUAAUGAGGAGACACGAGAAAAUGAGGCUUAUCAACAGAUGGUGUUCUUCGUUUAGCAAACUUCCAGAACUAGGUUUUGGUUUUCAAGAUCAGAUAGAACUUCUUACAAUUGCAAUUGCAAUCGGUAUUUUGGGUCAUUUGGCAUUGUUUCAAUUGGUUGAUGCAUCCAAACAAUCAACAUCAUUUUUAGGAACAGGACCCGGACCAGUUGUAGAGAAGAUGUCCUUACCACUUGGCAAUGAUAGCAAGUACGCAUUACCUAAGGGAAGAUGUCGAGGACAGGAUGUGAUAGCUAUGGUACCGGAAAAAGAUCGUGACUUAUUUGUGUUGUAUCACUUGGCAAAGGCCUUAAACUCAACAUCUAAAAAUAAAAGUAUAAUAUCACCCCAAAUAAAUAUUGGACAAGAAAUUCCAAAUAAAAUGAAAGAAAUGUUUAAGGAUAUUCCGACAUACGACACAUUCUCGGCUGAUUUAUUGAAGUGGACAAUGCAAACAUUCGAAUGGAGUCAAUACAAUGAUGUGGGCAAUAAUUUGAUGUUGAGGCGUUUGAGACGAGUCCUGUGCACAUCUAAGGGAUGGUGUUUUAGUCCAAGUGACAUUGGAAAUAUGUGUUGUCCGUUUUGAAUUAUUAUAUUUUUAUUUAUUUUUCUUGUUUUUCGUUUUGUUUUUUUGAAAUAUUGUUAUGGAAGAGAAAAAAAAAUAAAAGAUAAAUGUUUUUAGAUAGUAUUAAAGUUUAUUUUGUAUUUAAGAGAAAAUAAGAGGAAACAAAAUCCAAAAAACAGGAAACAUUUAUAAAUUUUGAUGGAAAUUAGUGGAAGAUAAAUAUGAUACUUAAGGAAGAUGACUUUGUUUAUAGCCUGAAGGAGAAUUUUUAGGGGAAGUAAGAAAAGCUGUUUUUCGUUUGUACAAAAAUAAAGUAAAUAUUUGUUUGUAAUUAAGAUAAUAUUAGGAUGAUCUUUAAGAUGCCUUUAGACUCAUAGGCAGACAGUCUCUUUCCUCUUUGGCUACACAAUUGUAUGGAUAAUGGAAACUCACAUUAUGAGAAGAACAAUAUUGACACAUUUUGAAC
Molecule: messenger RNA, 2174 nt
Organism: Eupeodes corollae
Lineage: Eukaryota; Metazoa; Arthropoda; Insecta; Diptera; Syrphidae
Exons: 3
Coding region: 1109-1729 (206 amino acids)
Source: RefSeq, a predicted model, not a curated record